AUGAGUGUUAAAAAUUAUAAUGAUUUAUGUGUAAAGAUCUUUUUAAUGGGCGAUAAAGAUGUUGGAAAGUGUUGUCUACUAAAUUCAUAUUCAAGUGCUUCACCACUAUCAUUUAACAACUCUACAUUCACAUGGCCAAACUAUACGAUCACUACAACACAUAACGAAAAGCCACUAAAACUUCGAUUAGUUAUUGGUGAUGAUAACGAAUUAAAGCGUAUUAAACAAAUAGAAUUCAAUGAUAUAUUUUUAAUUUGCUUUGCAAUUGAUGACCCUAUUUCAUUUACAAAUGUAUUAAAGUGGAAUAUUGAAAUUAAAAAAAUAUUACCAACACCAAAUAUAAUUUUAGUAGGAACAAAAUCAGAUACAAGAAAUGAACAAGGAGGCGCAACAAAUUUAAUCUCAAUUGAACAAGGAAUCGAAAAAGCAAAAGAAAUCAAUGCAACCAAAUAUUUAGAGUGUUCAUCUGCAACCUAUGAUGGUGUCAAAUCAAUAUUUGAUGAAGGUAUAAAUAUUUAUUUCUCCAAAAAACUCUAUGGUGCCGAUUUAAGAAAAAAAAGUUUCCUUAUUCCAAAAAAAAAUUCAACUUCAAACAAAAGAUCAAGUUGCAAAACUCAAUAA
Molecule: messenger RNA, 621 nt
Organism: Dictyostelium purpureum
Lineage: Eukaryota; Evosea; Eumycetozoa; Dictyosteliales; Dictyosteliaceae
Gene: racJ
Exons: 3
Coding region: 1-621 (206 amino acids)
Biological process (GO): small GTPase-mediated signal transduction
Molecular function (GO): GTP binding; GTPase activity
Source: RefSeq, a predicted model, not a curated record